Molecule: messenger RNA, 1818 nt
Organism: Papilio polytes (common Mormon)
Lineage: Eukaryota; Metazoa; Arthropoda; Insecta; Lepidoptera; Papilionidae
Exons: 14
Coding region: 340-1773 (477 amino acids)
Source: RefSeq, a predicted model, not a curated record
GCGGCAGAGCCACCAGCGUGGCUGGAGCGCUGCGGUCAGGAUCUAAAGCACUCAUGCUCAGGACAUCAUCUCCCGCGGGACACGACGCAGCUCUGCGAGAGAGAGACUAAAUGGAGUGAGAAGUUCUUGAAGAAUUUGCAUGAUGAUUUGAAAAAGGCUCGCUUAGGCGCAACUUUAACGGCAGCGGGUCCACUCCGUGUGUUGAAGCCGCGUCGUCAAGUCACCAACCUUCGUCCACCAACUCCAGAAGUUGAAGCUGUGGAUGAUGAUGAAGAAGAUAAUCAUCAGCACGCGUUGCUACUCCAGAAGAUUAUAAGAGGUAGAGCAGUACAGAAUCUGAUGUUCGAAGGUCGUACUCGUGCAGCUGAACUUACAGAAGAAUUGAAGACAACUCAUGGUCUUCAGAAAGAAGAUAAAGCUCGUAUCGCUAGAGAGGAAGCGAGGGCACGAGAUCAUAUAGCAUUACGUACGGAGACUGAACAAAAGGAGGACGCAGUGACCGCUUUAGUAGACGAGUUAUGCGGAGGGGCGGUUGCUGCUGCUUUAGACUUCUUAGAGAAAGAACUACGAAGACUGAAAGAAGAAAGAAAACAUCACGCGUUUAUACUUAUUGCUUUACGUGAGAAGACGAUGCGAGAAGCAGCAGAAGCAGGUAGAAGACAGAAAGAAGAGCACAGAAGACGAGAACAUGAUGAGAUGUUCAAACGGGUUCUAGGAGUGACUCAAGAGACAGUAGACGCAUAUCUAAAAGAGAUAAUUCAAGAAGGAGUGGAACUUGCGAGUGAAGAAGAUGCAGUCAAGAUGGCGCAGAACAAAGCUGAUAAAAUCGAUGAAGUUAUGAGAAAUAAUGGAUCUAUGUCUACAGCAGAACAGAAUGAAUUAGUGGCAGAAUUAGUUCAGCAGUUCCUGCUGCCGGAGGCACACAAGGCAGCAUCACGACAUCGCAUCUCCGCGGUCCAGGAGAGUAAGAUAGAAGCUGCUAGAAGAACUAUAUUUAAACUAAUUGAUGAAUCUGCUGUGGAAAAAGACACUUGUACUCGUUGUGGCGCGUUGUUAGACGACCUGUGUCGCUGCAGACGCUGCAAGUUGGAUCUACAGCCGAUAGCUACCAUCUCACGGGAUGAUGCGAGGUGGAAGAAGGCCUUAGGUCGUCCUCGACAAUUGGAUAAAUCUUUCAAUGAAAGGAUUCCUCUUGAACACGAAUUGAGAUAUAAAUUAAAUGAUAUAGUACAUGAUGCGGUGACAAUAUCAAGAAGAAGAGGAAUUGACCUGCAAGCUCUUAAGUUAGACUUCAAACAGGAUUUGUAUGAGAAAUAUCAAGUACUUAUUGACGCGAGGCAGGCGGUUGAUGAUGCAAUAAACCGUGCGAUGGGAGUGCUGUCGCCAGCAGUCCGGCAUCCGGAGCAGCGUUACUUCAUGAUGAGGAGGAUCUCUGAUGCUCUCGGCAGGACGGAGCCGUAUCCAAAAUCAACUUGUCCAAAAGAAUUACCUUCUGAGAUCCGACGUCGUGCUGAGGAGAAAUCAACUGAUAUAACGUGCAGAUGUGAAGGUGAAGGGACUGCGAGUGAUGAGGAGUUUGUUCUCCCAGAAGAUAUAUCGACAAUGUUGCCCUCACAACUGCGAGCGUUGGAGGACCUCAAGCGAUGCAAAUGUGACUCCAAUCCAGAACAAUUUGAUGAUACGGAGAGAUCUGAUACAGCACAAGAGGGAACUGAACAGUCUUCCGAUGAAGGGGAAACAAGAUCUGAGAAAUAUUACAAUAAAAGUAUUUGAUUUGUUAGAGAAUUGUUUUGAAAUUCAAAUAUUACUUCGUGAUUG